Molecule: messenger RNA, 1535 nt
Organism: Musca vetustissima
Lineage: Eukaryota; Metazoa; Arthropoda; Insecta; Diptera; Muscidae
Gene: Bap60
Product: brahma-associated protein of 60 kDa
Exons: 3
Coding region: 10-1521 (503 amino acids)
Biological process (GO): regulation of transcription by RNA polymerase II
Cellular component (GO): SWI/SNF complex; nucleus
Source: RefSeq, a predicted model, not a curated record
UCGUAAAUAAUGUCUCAAAGAUUUGCACCGGGUCAACCGGGACAAUCACCCGUGCCUGGCCAACCACGAUAUCCUCCUCCACCGCCACAGUCUGCCGGUAUGCGUCCAUAUGCAGCAGGUACAGGAUUUCCUCCGCAAAGGGGAUUUCCAUUGCAUCCUAGUAAUAGUCAGCCAGUAGCUGGUAACACAAGUUCCCCGGUUGGAGCUCCACUGCAUCAGAGGGCGCCGCAGCCGGGAUUUCAGAGUGGAUUGCGUGGUAGUGGAAGUGGUGGCGGCAAUAAGCGUUCUAGCGAAGCUCGUAAUAUGAAUAAUGCACAAAACAAAAGCGAAUUCAAUUCAGCUGCAAAGAAGAAAAAGAAGUUGGCCGACAAAAUACUGCCACAGAAGGUGAGAGAUUUGGUUCCCGAGUCUCAGGCCUAUAUGGAUCUCCUUACUUUCGAACGUAAACUGGAUGCCACUAUUAUGAGAAAACGGCUGGACAUACAGGAAGCUCUUAAAAGACCAAUGAAACAGAAACGUAAACUGCGCAUCUUCAUCUCAAAUACAUUUUAUCCGAGCAAAGAACCGACCAACGAUGGCGAUGAGGGUUCUGUUGCAUCUUGGGAAUUGCGGGUGGAAGGACGUCUCUUAGAAGAUGGCAAAGGUGACCCGAAUACAAAAAUAAAACGGAAGUUUUCAUCAUUUUUCAAGUCAUUGGUUAUUGAACUGGACAAAGAGUUAUAUGGACCGGAUAAUCAUUUAGUGGAAUGGCAUCGCACUCAUACCACACAAGAAACGGAUGGCUUUCAGGUUAAAAGACCAGGCGAUAGAAAUGUUCGUUGUACAAUAUUGCUGUUGUUGGACUAUCAACCACUGCAGUUUAAACUAGACCCACGACUAGCUCGUGUAUUGGGCGUUCACACACAAACACGUCCCGUAAUAAUAUCUGCUCUGUGGCAGUACAUCAAGACACACAAGUUGCAAGAUGCCCAUGAAAGGGAGUACAUCAAUUGUGACAAAUACCUGGAGCAAAUUUUCGGAUGCCAACGAAUGAAGUUCGCCGAAAUUCCACAACGCCUCAACCCUCUACUACAUCCCCCCGAGCCAAUAGUUAUAAAUCACUUUAUCGAAAGCGGGGCUGAAAAUAAGCAGACCGCUUGUUACGAUAUUGAUGUGGAGGUUGAUGACACACUGAAAAACCAAAUGAACAACUUCCUAAUGAACACUGCCAGUCAACAGGAAAUACAGGGUCUGGAUGCAAAAAUCCAUGAAACCGUGGACACUAUCAACCAAAUGAAAACCAAUCGGGAGUUUUUCCUAAGCUUUGCAAAAGAUCCCCAAACAUUUAUUCAACGUUGGAUUGUUAGCCAAACACGUGAUCUGAAGGCGAUGACCGAUGUCACUGGAAAUCCGGAAGAGGAACGCCGUGCAGAGUUCUAUUAUCAACCUUGGACACAUGAGGCGGUUUCACGUUAUUUCUUUACAAAAGUCAAUCAGAAGAGAGCCGAAUUGGAACAAGCCUUGGGCAUAAGAAACGGUUAAAUGACAGAAUUAUU